AAAAAAUGUUUAAAACUCGCCAACAUUUCACCAAAUGAUUGGGCGUUAAAAUAAAUGUAUGCAUAUAUGUAUGUAUGUAUGUAUAACAAAUGCAAAUUGUGAAACAGUGCGAUUGUAAUUUUGCAGAAGUGUCCAAAUGCUACCAUUUUAUGCCGCCAAUAUUUAUAAAUAUUCGAAAUAUUUUACUAAAUUUCUGUAACAAACUGCACAAGAUGUCCUUAAAGGAUUUUUAUUUUAUGAUUUCGGAAAAUUGUAUAUAUGUAUACAAUACAUGCAAUAUAUAUUUUUAAGAGUUGAAAUCAGUGUUGGAAAAACACUGAUUCCUCAUAAUAGUGCCACUUUGUGGUAUGCGACAAGAAUGCAUUUUAGCGAUAUAAACUUAAUUAUAUCAUCUUACGUCAGAACAUUGAGAUUGCAUUUUUUCCAAGAUAAAAUUUUUCCUUUGUUGGUCAAUAGUUUUUCAGUUUAUGAUAACGUUGGCAUGGAAAAGUUUUCCAGCACAGAUCUGUAUAUAAAUACGACGGGGCUGAGAGUAAACAACAUUGUAGAAUUUCCUGAACUGCAGAAUGCGUUACUACUUCAUCGUAACUAUAGCUUUAAUGAGCUAUUCCUUUGGCGCUCCGAUGGAUCCCGUCAACUCCACUUCGAAAGAUGCGCCAACCGCUACGCUCACUUCCGCUGACAACAAUAAAAAUGUUACAGAAGGGACAGCAAUUGAUGGGAAUAAUGAAUUUUGGAUUUUAGCCACACCACCUCCAUCAAUCACGAAAUUGCCCGAAUCCGAUAAGAAGGUUUUGUGCGACUUUUUGGAUUCUUUUAGUAUGACAAGGAUGAUCCUUUUCGCUAUUAUUUUGGGUGCCAAUGUGGAAUUUACGACCAACGCUUCGAAAUAUUUCCCAAAUGAGUUUGAAAUGCAUAUGAACAAUCUGCACGCAACAAAGGAUGAGAACUACUUCGGAAUCGACGAAGCUCAAGUAAUGUUGGCCUUACAAAACCAGACAGUUAUGGAGGAGUAUUCCAGAAUGGAUGUUGUUAAAGGGAACACUCUAAAAAUGCUUAACAAAAUUUACCAAGGAUUUAAAGCCGUCAAUAAGCAAUUACUUGAUGAUUUCCAAAAAAUGAAAAGCAGUUUAAGCAAGGAAACCGUCGACUCCGAACAGGAAUUCCUUCUUCCAUUUGAAAACAUAAAAGAGCCAACGAUGAAAUAUGACAGCGAAAUAGCCGAUCUUUUAAAUAAGCUGGAAAUAAGAUUUAAGUACAAGUACCAAUGUAUACCUACGAAAUAAACUGAUUUCUAAAUGCACACAUGAA
Molecule: messenger RNA, 1311 nt
Organism: Drosophila ficusphila
Lineage: Eukaryota; Metazoa; Arthropoda; Insecta; Diptera; Drosophilidae
Exons: 2
Coding region: 567-1286 (239 amino acids)
Source: RefSeq, a predicted model, not a curated record